Messenger RNA from Triticum dicoccoides, 1230 nucleotides. Its product is annotated as NAP1-related protein 1-like. Gene Ontology annotation, biological process: nucleosome assembly. Gene Ontology annotation, cellular component: nucleus. The coding region runs from base 105 to 866 and encodes 253 amino acids. Lineage: Eukaryota; Viridiplantae; Streptophyta; Magnoliopsida; Poales; Poaceae. The transcript has 10 exons. The record is from RefSeq and is a predicted model, not a curated record.
AAUUAGAAGUCUCCUCUCUCCACAGCAGAGUGGGUGCGCAGCCAGUCAAGCCUCCCCGGAAACCCAAAGCUAAAACCCUAGAGCUCGCGGAGGGUUUUGUCGAUAUGGCGACGGCGGAGCAGAAGGGGAAGAGGCCGAGGAUCGAGGCGGAGGAGGGCGACCGCAUCGACGACGGCCUACUGCUCUCCAUCGAGAAGCUCCAGGAGAUCCAGGACGAGAUCGAGAGGGUUAACGAGGAAGCCAGUGAUAAAGUCUUGGAGGUGGAACAGAAGUACAAUGAAGUUCGCAGGCCAGUUUAUACUCGACGGAAUGAAAUUAUCAAGGAAAUUCCGGACUUCUGGUUGACUGCGUUUCUAAGCCAUCCUAUGCUUGGUGAACUUCUAACUGAAGAUGAUCAAAAGAUAUUCAAACACUUGGUGUCUAUCGAUGUGGAUGAGUUUCAAGAUAUUAAAUCAGGCUACUCCAUUACUCUUGCAUUCUCUUCUAAUCCAUAUUUUGAAGAUACAAAGCUUACAAAAACAUGUUCGUUCAGUGAUGAUGGGAAAAUAACUGUGAAGGCCACCACCAUUAAUUGGAAGGAUGGAAUGGAUAUUGCAAAUGGAAAGGCAUACACGGAGAAUGGGGAGAAACGACUAUUGAUUGAUGAGAGUUUCUUCACUUGGUUCAAUGAUGCAAAGAACAAAAGUUUUUCUGAUGGAGUGAUGGAUGAGGUGGCAGAUGUUAUCAAGGAAGAAUUGUGGCCUAAUCCUUUGAAGUAUUUUAACAAUGAGGCUGAAGAUGAAUUUGAAGAUGACGAGGAUGAAGAGGGAUUUGAUGAAGACGACGAUGAUGAAGAUGAAGAAGAGGAGGAAGAUGAUGAGGAGUGAAGCCUUCUUUCAUGCUGAAUUUCAAUUGGCUUCGACAACUCCCGUGCAUGUAGAGUGGAGAUCCCGGGUCUCCUGGGGACUGAAAAGCAAGGUGUCCCCUUUUGUGGUGUUUUGUUGCUUGACUUAGCUGGAUCUGUAGGAUUCUAAGCUUUUUUUUUUGAGAUGGUAGGAUUCUAAGCUUGAUCUGUGGGAACUUGUUUUGAUCUGCUCAUACAUUUGGAGUCCUGCAGAUUCCCAUAUGUGGCACUUCAAAGUAUAUUGUUAUUGUGGGAUGCAGUAGUUCCGGAUAUGCAAGGUGUCUGUUUCCUGAGAUACAGUUGCUUUAACGACGGUUAGUCGACAAUAUUUAACUAACUUAUAUGGU